CGGCGGCGGCGGCGACCGCGGCUCUCGAGCGACGAGCGCGGCAUCCAACGCGUUCGAGGGCCGCCUCCCCGACUCCAUCGCGCACUCCAUCGCACAGCUCGGCUCGCUGGUCUACCUCGCCGCGUCUGGCAACCGGCCCUCCGGCGAGGUACCCGCCUGGCUUGGCGUCCGGCGGCCAGGCGGGAGCUGUCGGUGGAGUUCCAGCAGCUGGUGCAGGGCAUUUGGGCGGUCCCGCUGGACCUGCCAUUCACCAGGUUCAGACGGUGCCUCGCCGCCAGCCGGCGCGGGCGGCGCGCCGUCGCGGGGUCAUCGAGGAGAGGAGGGCCAAGCUGGAGCGCGGGGAGAGCUCGCCGGCCGACGACAUCGUCACCCACAUGCUCUCCAGGGGCCUCCCCGACGAGGAGAUCACGGACAACGUCAUGUUCCUCAUGGUCGCCGCGCACGACACCACCGCCGCCCUCAUCACCUUCCUCCUCCGGCACCUCGACGCGAACAAGGACGCCUACGCCAAAGUUCUCGAGGAGCAACAAGAAAUCGCGCGGAGCAAGAAGCCAGGGGAGGCCCUGUCGUGGGACGACCUCGGCAGGAUGCGCUACACCUGGGCGGCAGCGAUGGAGACGUUGCGGAUGGUCCCGCCGACAGCUCCCACCGCACGGCCGGUCCGAUGAAAUUUCGCCCGGAAUUUCGGCUGAAAUUUUCAAAAAAUUUCUGUGAUUUCAGCCAAAAUUUGUUCAAAUUUGAACGUGAC
Messenger RNA from Panicum virgatum (switchgrass), 748 nucleotides. RefSeq names its product beta-amyrin 28-monooxygenase-like. The transcript has 2 exons. Gene Ontology annotation, biological process: sterol metabolic process. The coding region runs from base 375 to 668 and encodes 97 amino acids. Lineage: Eukaryota; Viridiplantae; Streptophyta; Magnoliopsida; Poales; Poaceae. The record is from RefSeq and is a predicted model, not a curated record. Gene Ontology annotation, molecular function: oxidoreductase activity, acting on paired donors, with incorporation or reduction of molecular oxygen; heme binding; monooxygenase activity.